Megachile rotundata (alfalfa leafcutting bee) is the source of this 8656-nucleotide messenger RNA. It is a transcript of the gene RhoGAPp190, whose product is annotated as Rho GTPase-activating protein 190. Gene Ontology annotation, biological process: Rho protein signal transduction; regulation of axonogenesis; regulation of cell size. Gene Ontology annotation, cellular component: cytosol. NCBI's taxonomy places the organism in Eukaryota, Metazoa, Arthropoda, Insecta, Hymenoptera, Megachilidae. Gene Ontology annotation, molecular function: GTPase activator activity; GTP binding; GTPase activity. The record is from RefSeq and is a predicted model, not a curated record.
AAAACACUAAUCGCCUUGUGCCCACCCACCAAGAUGGCACCUUUAUGGGGCAAUACUCGAUGUUUGACGUGAAGUUAUUUACACACCUAGUAUUAAACGAUCAUCGAGACAAGUUCUAGACAUCUUUUCAGUGCAUCGUAGAUGUAAAAAAUAUCUGGAAAGAGUGCGUGCUGUAUAGUAGUGAAAGAUCGAUCGAGUUCCCGAAGAAAAAAUUAUACAGGACGGCCGGUUGGUACUAGUUCAUCCGUCGAACAAAAUCUUAGACAGAUGUACAGUGCUAUUCCAAAGAACAAUUGCUCAUAGUUGUGCUAAACAUUUUAUGAAAAAGAUAAAGUUUAAAGAUCAUCUAAAAUCUGUGUUAUUAAUUUCUAACAAUGUAAUUUUAUCAUCCAAGCUACAAGAGUAACGUUAAAUUGAGAAAGCUCAAAUGAAAUUUUGGCAAAUGUCAUUUGUUUAUAAUUGCUUACAAAUAAAUUUGCACGUUAUUCAAAAACUCGAAGUAUGAUAUUUGACCGAUUUGAAGGAAGAAAAAGGAUAAAAUAAGGAUAGAUUAUUAAAGAUGUUACCAAAGGGAGGCAAUGCUGAUUUUCAUAUAAAGUUUUAGAUCUGACACAAUGACCAAAGGGAUAAACACAAAUUUUUAAUAGUGGCAAAAAUAAAUGGAUAAGAAAAGCUAUUACUAGUGGUACUUAAAAAUGUCCUGAGUAAAACUUGUAAAAGAAAAGAUUUUUAUUUUCACACUUAUUAAUUGUGUAAGUGAUCGUAUUAAGCUUUAAAGAUGGCAAGAAAAAGUGAUAAUAUCAAAACUAUCAAUGUUGCCGUUGUUGGUCUUUCUGGUACAGAGAAAGACAAAGGGCAAGUUGGUGUUGGAAAGUCAUGUUUGUGUAAUCGUUUUAUGCGUUCUUUGAACGACGAUUAUAAUGUGGACCAUAUAUCAGUGUUAUCUCAGUCGGAUUUUAGUGGCAGAGUGGUAAAUAAUGAUCAUUUCCUUUAUUGGGGUGAAGUUAUGAAAACAGCAGAGGAUGGAACAGAAUAUCAAUUUCAAUUGAUAGAACAUACCGAAUUUAUAGAUGAUGCAUCCUUUCAACCUUUCAAAGGUGGUAAAAUGGAACCAUAUGCAAAGAGAUGUGCAGCCACCAAAAUCACCAGUGCAGAGAAGCUUAUGUACAUUUGCAAAAAUCAAUUAGGUAUCGAGAAAGAAUAUGAACAGAAAGUUUUGCCGGAUGGUAAAUUAAAUAUUGAUGGUUUCUUGUGUGUAUUUGAUGUUAGUGUUGUACCAAACAGAUCCAUAGAGAAACAAGUUGAAAUAGUGGCAAAUAUAUUAAAUAGUCUGAUGAAAACUAAAAAGCCAGUAAUUUUGGUAACAACAAAAAAUGAUGAUGCAAAUGAACAGUAUGUGAAGGAAGCAGAGAAAUUAGUAAUGCGCAAAGAAUAUAAAAAUUCAAUUUUAAUAGUUGAAACUUCUGCACAUGAAAAUAUUAAUAUUGAUUUGGCAUUUAUGAUUUUGGCUCAACUGAUUGAUAAAACCAAAAUGCGUAGUAAAGUAACACCUUUCGCGGAAGCAGCUAGAGCUAGGAAAGAACUGUUAGAUGCAUCGACAGAAUCUUUGCAAAGAUUGAUUCGAAUACACGUUACCGAUUAUCGCGCACUCUGGUCUCAAGCAUCUAAGAAAUUAGCUCAGCACAAAGAAUUUUCAACGUUUGUGGAAUUAUUCGGUAUCGACGCAACUCAAAAAUUAUUCAGGAGACAUAUUAAAAAAUUAAAGGAUGAACAAGUAGCAAAGAAAAUUCAGGGAUAUUUGGAUAUGUUACCUGAUAUCCUUCAUGAAAUAUGCCCUGAUAUAACAAAUUUGAUCAACGAAGAGUGGUCUGCAGUGCAACAAUACAUAAAAGAACAUCCUGAUUUUCAUCAGUAUUUCUAUGAGUGCCCUGAAGAUAUUCCUUGGAUUGAUUGUGAUUUUGGUGAAAAUAAUGGAACAAAGAUUCCUUAUGAUGUUUUAGAAACUCCAGACGCUGAAACUGUUUUUAAAAAUCAUAUAAAUGUGUUGCAACAAGAACAACGACGAUUAGAACUUCCCAAAAGAUGGAAAAAACAAUUUAAGCAAUUGUUGGAAGAAACUGGAUAUGUUACACCGGGGAAACAUUUAUCCGAGGUCAGAGUACUUUUCAUGGGUAGGGAAUGUUUCGAAGCUCUUUCUCACCAUGAUUGUCAAGAAAUAUAUGAGCAGCAUCAGAAGGAAAUCAUUGAAAAAGCAAAACAUAAUUUCCAAGAACUAUUACUAGAACAUGCAGAUUUGUUCUACCAUUUCAAAAGUAUAGCGCCAUCAGGAACCAUAACACAAGAUGAUAUUAAAGAAAUAACAGAUGCAUUAGUAGAUGACUUUAGGUAUAAGGCUUUAGAUAGAUUAGAUCAAGAUAGAAAAUUAAUGCUUUUUCAACAUUUGGGAUUUGUACAUUGCCCUAUAAGAGAGCAUUGUCCAGCUUAUCCGAAUUGCAUGGAUGCACUUAUAGAACGGAUACUUGGAACAAAAGCUCAUAGGCCUUCUUCGUGGAAUCAUAGCAGUCAGUGGCAGUUAACGUCUGAUAAUAAUCAAUUAAAUUUAGUCAUACUUGGUAGCAACGGCCUUGGCGAGGAAUUCGCUCGUGAAAUCAGAGCACAAACAGAGGAUGACGAAGUUGAAAUUGAUUGUCAGUUAUAUACACUUGGGUAUCGAAUUAUUGAUGGCGAUGUCGGAUUACCGCACAAUUCAUUUACUACUUCAGACUUUAUGCCACAUGGAUCCUUUUGUAUUUAUUCAAACGAGGAUUCAUUCGAAUAUAUUCGUUCGUCUUUAGAGAAAACAUUGUUAUCAAAUUUAGAGCAAGAGGAUAGAUUACCAUUUCAAGGAUUACCUAUCGUCAUUAUGUUUGUGCCAGAAUCUACUAUAGACGAAAUGGAAGCAAUACGACUUAAGGAAGAGGGUCAAAAUCUUGCUGAUAGCUUACAGUGUCCAUUUAUCGAUGUCUGUAUAGAAGAUUUAGAACAAGACAAAAGAUUUCCUACUCCACUCGUGAAAGAUGCAUUGCAACAACUUAUACAAUCUAUAAAUCACAGAGCGGGUUUUCUAAAUAUUUACCAAAGUGUUAUCGAGUGUUUGGAACCUGAUAUUAGGAUAAUAAUGUGCAUGUUUUGCGGAGAUCCAUAUUCCGUGGAAAAUGUGCUUGGACCCCUACUCAAUCAUCAGUGUUGUUUUCUCAGUGGCGAUCGAUCAAUUGUCUUAGAAACAUUUCUAGGAGAAUCGAAACGAAGAGUUGAAGUUAUUAUUUCAAGUUUCCAUGGAGCGAAUGCGUUUAGGGAUGAAUUAGUGCAUGGUUUUAUACUGGUUUAUUCUACGAAAAGGAAAGCCUCACUCGCAACACUUAAUGCGUUUUCCAUGAAUAUACCAAACUUACCAAUACAAAUAAUGGCUGUGACCGAUACUGGAGGUGCUAACGCUUUCUUCAGUAAUGAUUUAAGUCAUUUACUUAUCACAGAGGGAAACGCAAUUGCGGAUAAAUUACAAGCCCACUUUAUGACCUCAGCAUCCAGUUGUCAACAAAAAACGGCCUUUUAUACACCAUUUUUCAAAGAAGUCUGGGAGAAGAAGCCUGAAAUUGAGCAAGCUUUCAAUAUGGAAGAACCAGGCAAUCUGAAUGAUAGCGGCGAAGGAACUUUAGAAUAUUCUGCAUUACAUCCUAUGCCACCGCCGCGACAUGAAAGCUAUCAUCUUCAGACACCAGAUGACGGUAUGUCUGUAACUUUCAGGAGCGGUUCUGAGUCGUAUGAACAAUUAACACCGGAUGGUGAUCUUGGAGAAACAGGCUUAAACGAACAGUUUGCGGAUAAUAGAGCCACACCUAGCGAUGACAGUGAUAUUUAUAGUCAAGUAGAUUUUUACAGGGAAGAAAGAGAAAGAGAAUUGUUAAAAUUUGGUGAUACUGCGAACAAAUUAGCCGGUUGGGUAAAGGAUACAUUUAUGCACCAAGAUGGAGUAACUAACAGUUAUUCUCACAGAGCUUUCACUACGGGUAGACGUCACAUUUCUCAAGCGAAACCGCGGCCAAAAGGAAAUAGCCAAACUUUGAAACAGCCAGGAAAAAUAAAUUUGAAAGAUUUCUCAAACGUGACAGACGCCAUAGCUAGAAUGACAGUAGGUGAGAAGGAUGAACAUGGUCCAAAAAUGACAAUGGGUCAUGCUCCCCUCGCUACGCCCGAAUUAGUAGAUCUUGGCUCUGAAUAUGCGCAAGUUAAAGACGUUGUACCAAGUCUGUAUCCUUCUUAUGACGGCGAUUACAUGUAUGCUUUAGUACAAGAUUCUAUUGGAAAUAAUAAACCUAAGCUGCGUCACAGACGCGACAAAGGACAACCCUCAUACAGCGAUUCUGAUUCAGAAUGGAGUUCUUUGGAAAGGCAAAGGGUAGCUGACGUGUUAGGAAAAGCAAAUAAGAAACCGCCGUCGCAUAAAAGGAUACGGAAAAAACGUACAGCUAUACCAGUGGCUGCACCAAAAGUUCCAUCCUUAGCUAGUAUGGGAAGCGGAGACGGUAUUGUUGGCCUGAAUUACAAUAUUAAAGAAGAUAAAAAUUGGCGUGUAAACUCAGCAGAACGUGUAUCUAGCGAAACACCAGAUUCUUCUGAGUCCAGUGAUCCAGAACACGCUUCCAGAUCAAGAUCCAAACAAUACAAACAUGCAGCUGCUAGUCUGCGUAAAAGAUUUGGGAAUUCAUUGCCACAACAACACUUAUCGACGUCGUUACAGCAUCCUUAUAACGUAAAACAUAUGACCCAAGAGAUGUUUAGCGCUUCUUCGAAACACAGGAGUGACAAUACAUUUGGCAACAUUCCAGAUGAUGAAUCCAGUCUAGACGUUUCUUCUCCGCGAGAAAUUAAUUCUCCUAGUGUCAAAGAUGGCGAUAAAUUAAACAGAAAGAAGGAUAAGCAGAAAGCGAAAGAAGAUGAGAAAUUAGAAAAACGUCGGCAGAAAGAAGAAAAGUUGAAAAAACAUGCAGAAAAAGAGAAGGAAAGAGAAAAAAAGAAGCAGGAGAAGAUAAAACAAACUAAAGGCCCUGGAGCAACGUUAAGUAUGAGCCAACCGCUAAUCGAAGAUUUUGCUCAGAGCGAAACAAAUCGAAUACCUUUGUUUCUUGAGAAAUGCGUGCAGUUUAUUGAAGAUGAAGGAUUGGAUUCUGAAGGUAUAUAUAGGGUUCCUGGAAAUAGAGCACACGUUGAACUUCUCUUUCAGAAAUUUGAAGAAGAUGGGAAUGUCGAUAUACAUUCAUUGGACAUACCUGUAAAUGCUGUUGCAACUGCUUUAAAAGAUUUCUUUUCAAAGAGAUUACCACCAUUGAUCGACAAAGAACGUAUGAGUGAACUUGAGGAUAUAUCGGGAGCUCGUGGUAUCAGCAAACCGAUGUCUGCUACAUGUAUGAAUAUGGAAGAUCGAAGCUGCAGAUUAUUGGCGCUACGUUUAAUGCUCAAUAAGCUGAAUCCAGUAAACUUUGAUGUACUCAAAUUUAUCUUUCAUCAUUUUGUGAAAGUUGCUGAAAAUUGUAAACUGAACAGUAUGGACAGUAAAAACUUGGCAAUCUGCUGGUGGCCUACAUUAUUACCUAUAGAAUUUAAUGAUCUUGGCAGAUUUGAAGCAAUGCGACCAUACUUGGAGGACGUGGUUCAAACGAUGAUCGAUCAAUAUCCUUUCCUGUUUUGUGGUGAAGAAGCAAUCGUAAUGGUGUAGUAAAAAGACUACAUAACUUUCUAAUUGUACAACUAGAACUUUGUACGAACAUCAGAAAAAUGAUUGUUGUGCAUCGAUAUCGAUGCGCACCGUUUUUUGCAAGGUUCAGUCCUUCGGGUCACGAGAAAGAAACGAUUGGUCUCGCUAUGUUUAUACUAUUUAGGAUUUCAUCGUAGCGCGUUUCAACUACGACUAGAAUAAUCCUCGUGACGCAAAAAAGACCGAACAAAUUAAUUUAAGUUUACGUAUUCGUUCUAUUGCGAGGUGUGACUGGUGGAAUGAUAGAUUAAUGGCCCUAAUGACGGCUGUUUACAGGCCCGAUAAUAACGCGAAUAAUAAAAAAAAGUCAAUCCAUGUGUCAUAACAGUAUGCAUGUAUCAUGUUGGAUGUAUUCAGAGCGAUGUAUUUAUUAACAUAUAUUUAGGCGUAAGAUUCGAUAUUUGAUAAUAGCGAAUAAUCGUAGUGAGCUCGAUGUUGCUUUUUUAUCUGAUCUUUUUUGUUCUUUUUUCUCUUUUCUUUGUAUUUUCUACAGAGUAAGAAACUGUUUGCCGUGUGCGACGUGUGCGCAUGUGCGUCUGUGUGAGAGAGAAGGAGCGAGAGGGAGAGAGAGAAAGAGAAAUGGCGCAAUCUCAUAAAAGAAUAUUCGUAUUCUAAAUGCGUUAAAGACAUUAUCAUGGACUGUACGUAAUAUCAUAUACAAACGUUCUCGAAUUCGUACGCAUUUUAUAUAGCAACGAUAUCAAAAAGUGGGAAAAACUUUUACAAGUAAUUUCAAUUUUCGAUUAACAAUUUUAUUCAGUCUCUUGAACUAUUAAUUAACUAUGUUUCGAAUUAGUAGUUUCAAGAAUACUCAGUUUUAUUUAAUGGGACUAGUUAAACCCAUUGGUGAUACAAUCCAUAAUAUAUCCAUUCCGUCUGAAUGAAAAAGAAAAUCGACAAAAAAAGAAAGGAGGAGAAAAGAAAAAACAUCACAUGUAAUUGCGGUUUUUUCAAAUCGUACAGCGAGUAAGUGUUUAUGUCAAAGCGAAUUAUAAGAUUAUCGAUACGGUUUUAAUUAUUAAGAUAAAAUUUUCAAGGUUUCCGGAUUUCUAACAAAUUUACGGGAAUACUAAAUGCUAAGAACAAUACUUAGAAUUUCACAGACACUUUUUUCAAGUUUCAUAAAGCGAACAUGUACAUAAGAUUAUAAGAUUGUACGCUGCGAAAAACUUUAUAACGAGGACCGAGAAGAUCGAUUAUCAAUACCUUCGAGAUUAUUCAGUGGUCGCCGUAACGUUCACGCGAAUCGCUUCUAUCCUUUUCUUUAUUUUUAUUUACGCGACGCUUGUUAUUUGAAACUAAGUGAGUAAUAGACGAAGGUUCGUGUUUUUAAUCGCGUAUUUGUAUUUCGUGUAACAAACGUUUCGUCUGUAUUUAUAAAAAGGUAUUUAUGAAUAUCCGAUUUUAUUUCUCGAGCAGCUACGUAGAUUAACUACGAUUGCAUUGCUUGUAAUCGGUCGUCGAACUAUAUACCGCCAUUGUUUAUUUUGUACCUGCUGCGUUUACCCUUUAUGACAAUUUAUUCGGCGAAAACUGUAAUUACAAAAACUUGCGCACAUAAAUUUCUUUAUGUGCUCCCAUGGAUAAUAGUUCCGACGAUCGUCGUUAGUGUCCUAAGAGUAAAAUUCGAUGAUAUAUAUUACGGUAGAAGUGUGCGAGUUUCCGAAAUUUCGAGAUCAAAACGAGACGAAAAACUUCCGGCGAGAUUGAGUAAAAUUGGAGUUCUAAAACUUUCGAGAUCUCGAAAAAUGGGCUCGAAUAAAAUCAAACUUAGGAGUUCACUAUUAACAUCGAUGCGUUGUAUUUAACAUUACAAUAUUAAAAUAUGAAAUUUAAAAAGAGUAGAGGAAAACUUUUGGGGUCCGUGCCAUAUUAGUGUAUCGCGAUUUCACUCGAUCUUGUCUAAGCUUAUCCAUCUUGCAUCGAAGUUCGAUUUCUUGAAGUUCAGGACAAUUCACAUACUUCUAUAUAACAAACAUCAACAGAUCAAACGACUGAGCCAUUAGAACUGUGAUGUAGUUACUUGUUUUAAAUAAUGUAUAAUAGUAACCAUUGAAAAGCAAACGGAUUGUUCCACGAUGCUUAUAACAGGAGCGACAUUUGUUGAUACAAAUUUAUUGUUUUACGAUCAGCGUGUAUUUUAGCUACGAUUCUUUUUUCAGCGUGCAAAACCUCUUCGUCUAUUAAACGCGGAAUGUUGUGGUCCGAUUCCAAAACGAACGACGGUAAAUUGAUGUAGGUGUGCCAUAUUGUACGUAGAUGUCACGAUCGUGUAAUCGUAUAUCUUUGGCGACUGAACGUUUGAAAAGUAUAGAAAGCAAAGCAAAAAAAGCACAGGAGGAAUGGGGUUAAUCGACAACCGACGAUGAACGAUGGAGCCACUGUGAGCAAGUUUGUUCGUUUGUUUUUUCAUUUUUAUUCGUUACUCCAAAAUAUAACGAGAAACAUUCCCGUGAGUAACGUCGAUGUUACUUAGGGUUUCACGAGGACGAAUGCGACGAGGUUGGCGUUGUCGAGAGAAAAGAAAAUAAACUGUCUCGAUCGAUUCACGUCAGCGUUGACGAUUUCGUCUUCGAUGAAUUUUGCACUGUCGUAUAUUUAUAAGGAAAAAAAUCGUUGUAACGAUAUUUCGAUGAUCCAACGACGAGCGGAAACGCUUGGCGGCGAGCUGCGGAUCGUACAUUCCCGUAUUAGUCGUAAAUGAAAGGAAAAAAAAACAAAACAGAAUUUUAUACAUUCGUACGUACAUAAUUGUAUAAUGUUAUUAAUAGGAACAAGAGACGUCGAUGUUACGUGUGAGAUCUGGGAUACGGAUCAAAAUGCUGUCUGAAUAAUAAUGACAUGAUUUCUGUCAUUGUCGCUGAA